Trypanosoma theileri is the source of this 366-nucleotide messenger RNA. RefSeq lists its product as uncharacterized. The transcript has a single exon. NCBI's taxonomy places the organism in Eukaryota, Euglenozoa, Kinetoplastea, Trypanosomatida, Trypanosomatidae. The annotation marks the transcript as partial. The record is from RefSeq and is a predicted model, not a curated record.
UUGGCAGCGCUAUCAGAAUUUUUGUCCGGACACAUUGAUAAGGGUGUUGCUGAGUUGCAGGAAGAGGCCAAACAAGAUCCGCACUCUUCUAGAGGUUUAGAAUUGCUAAAGAAGUAUGAUGCUGCAGCCAAGGUUUACCAAGUCGCUGUACAGGCUGAGGCAGCUGCUAAGAAGGAAAGGGAUGGUAAACGGGCUUUGGAAGAAGGAACACAGGAUGGCACCAAGGAACGUUAUCUCGCUGGUUGGGAGCGCUGUAAGGCACAAGGAACUAUGAUUGAAAAGAUUGAACAAAGAUAUGCUGCUCAGUUGGCGAGAGAUUUGUGCUACGCAGAGUAUGUGAAACAUGAGCACGGAGCUGACUCCAAG